Messenger RNA from Prunus avium (sweet cherry), 1905 nucleotides. Lineage: Eukaryota; Viridiplantae; Streptophyta; Magnoliopsida; Rosales; Rosaceae. The record is from RefSeq and is a predicted model, not a curated record.
CCGUGGAAAUGGCUUGUUUAAACCAAAAACACCAUCUCCUCUUCUUGGUUCUCUUCACCACUGUCUCCUCCACUCAUGUUCUCUCAGACAGUGUUGGCAUAAACUCAACCCGUCUGUACCCUUUUGCUUGCUCUGAUUCUGAUCAAAUCCAGAGCUGCAAUUCCUACCUAUAUCACAUCUCAAAAGGCCAUCAAAUAGAGGAAAUAGCCACCUUUUACUCUGUCAAUUCAUCCAGCAUCAAGCCUAUUGUUCAUGGCACCCAACACCAACAAGACUAUCUUGUAUCCGUGCCUUGCACUUGCAAAGACAUCAAAGGCACCAAAACUUACCUCUAUGACACCAGUUACCUGGUUAAACAAGGAGACACCCUUGAGAAUGUUGUUAGUGAGUUUUACAGUGGGCAGGCAAUGAUAGUUGGAGCAGAGGAGAAGCCAUUUGCUGGUGUUGGCAAUAUGACAACCAUGCACCUUGUUUGUGGGUGUGUGGAGAAAUCUUCACAGGAGGUUGUGACAUACACAGUUCAAGACCAUGACACUUUGAUAGGAAUUGAACAACUUCUAUCUGCAUAUGAGAGUGAAAUUCAGAAUCUGAACAUAAACUUCACUCAAACCCCAAAUUUUAUAGAUGUUGGUUGGGUUUUGUUUGUGCCAAUGGAGCUGAAUGGACUUCAACCAAAAAGGAAAGGAAAGAGACUCAGUUUGCCUACAAUUAUAGGCAUAGUGUCAGCCGUUGGUUUUCUAUUUGUGGCCGCAUUCAUCAUAUUCCUUCUCAUCAGAUACAGAAAAGGAAAGAACAGAGAAGAAGAUCAAAAAUCUGUUGUAAACCCAAGUGCCAAGAAAGGUUUCUCACUGAAGCAACAGUUCUUCAAAAAGCAAAUGGAAGGUGAUGCAACUCUGCUUGAUGCAGAAAAUUUUGAGAAUGAAAGACCAGUUAUAUAUAGCAUGGAGCAAAUCGAAAUGGCUACAAGUAACUUUGAUGAAACCAGGAAGAUUGGGGAGGGUGGAUAUGGCAGCGUUUACUUCGGAAUAUUAGGAGAACUGGAAGUUGCAAUUAAGAAGAUGAGAUCUAGCAGAACAAAGGAGUUCUUUGCUGAGCUCAAGGUUUUAUGCAAGAUACAUCACAACAAUGUGGUGGAGCUGCUGGGAUAUGCUAGUGGAAGUGACCAUCUAUGUUUGGUUUAUGAGUUUCUACAGAAUGGCUCCCUCAAUGACCAUCUUCAUGACCCAUUGCUGAGAGGAAACCAACCUCUUUCAUGGACAGCCAGAGCACAAAUAGCACUGGAUACAGCAAGAGGAAUUGAAUACAUUCAUGACCACACGAAGGUGCGCUAUGUGCACCGGGAUAUAAAAACCAGUAACAUUCUACUUGAUCAAGGACUCAGAGCAAAGGUUGCAGAUUUUGGCCUAGCAAGGUUAGUAGAACGGUCAAGUGAAGAAGAUAUGGUAGCGACACGCGUGGUUGGAACACCCGGUUACAUUCCUCCAGAAUCUGUUCGUGAGCUACAAAUGACAUCGAAAACUGAUGUUUAUGCAUUCGGAGUGGUGGUAGCAGAGCUAAUAACCGGUCAGCGUGCGAUUGUUCGUGACAACAGAGAACCAAAAAGAAUGAAGUCACUCAGCUCAGUUCUAUAUGCAGUGUUCCAAGAAAAAGAUCCAGAAGCUGCAUUGGAAGCUAAAGUAGAUGGUAACAUGAAAGGAAGCUACCCUAUCGAAGAAGUGUACAAGAUGGCAGAAAUAGCAAGGCGGUGUUUGAGUGAAGAUCCAGUAGAUAGACCAGAGAUGAGAGACAUUGUCCAAACGCUCUCCCAAAUAUUGGUGUGCUCAAUAGAAUGGGAAGCAUCACUUGGAGGGAAGAGCCAAGUCUUCAGUGGGUUAAUUAUGAGUGGAAGAUAAAAAAGAAGAAAAA